Messenger RNA from Syzygium oleosum, 519 nucleotides. Its product is annotated as MDIS1-interacting receptor like kinase 2-like. The transcript is spliced from 2 exons. The record is from RefSeq and is a predicted model, not a curated record. Gene Ontology annotation, biological process: protein phosphorylation. Gene Ontology annotation, molecular function: protein kinase activity; ATP binding. Lineage: Eukaryota; Viridiplantae; Streptophyta; Magnoliopsida; Myrtales; Myrtaceae. The coding region runs from base 1 to 519 and encodes 172 amino acids.
AUGUUCGAUUGGAAUAAGAGAGUGAAUGUUGUUAAAGGUGUGGCUAAUGCUUUGUCCUACAGGCACCAUGAAUGCUAUCCUCCUAUAAUUCAUCGAGACAUAUCGAGCAAGAACAUUUUACUAGACGAAGAAUAUGAAGCUCACGUCUCGGACUUUGGCACUGCUAAGGUUCUAAAACAUGAUUCAUCCAACUGGACUUCAUUUGCAGGCACAUUUGGAUAUGCAGCUCCAGAACUCGCCUACACAAGGGAAGUGAACGAGAAAUACGAUGUCUAUAGUUUUGGAGUCGUAGCAAUGGAAGUGAUAAUGGGAAGACAUCCGCAAGAUCUCAUAUCAUCUCUCUUGUCCACAUCUCUACCAUCAUCGAGUGAUUCGACAAUCCCACAUUGCUCACUGAAAGAAGUUUUGGAUAAGAGGGUUCCGUACCCUGAGGGCGAUUUGCUAGGGGAAGUGGCUCUCAUGACAAAGAUCGCAUUGUCAUGCUUGAGUCCCAAAUCGGAGCAUCGUAUGAGCAUGUGA